Cucurbita pepo subsp. pepo (vegetable marrow) is the source of this 783-nucleotide messenger RNA. Its product is annotated as translationally-controlled tumor protein homolog. Gene Ontology annotation, cellular component: cytoplasm. Gene Ontology annotation, molecular function: calcium ion binding. NCBI's taxonomy places the organism in Eukaryota, Viridiplantae, Streptophyta, Magnoliopsida, Cucurbitales, Cucurbitaceae. The record is from RefSeq and is a predicted model, not a curated record.
UCGAUUCGGUUUCUUCCUUCUCUGUGCCUAUAAACAUUCACCGCCCCUAGCGUUCUCCUUACGCUCUCUUUCUUUCUUCACCUUUUCCACUCUCCCUUUAUUCUUCCAUUCUCUCCCUCCUCCAAUUUUGUUUGCAACCAUGAUCGUCUACCAGGACCAACUUACAGGUGAUGAACUUCUGUCAGACUCCUUCCCAUACAAGGAGAUUGAGAAUGAGAUGUUGUGGGAAGUGGAAGGAAAGUGGAUUGUACAAGGAGCAGUGGACGUAGACAUUGGGGCGAACCCGUCUGCAGAAGGAGGUGAAGAAGAUGAAUGCGUGGAUGAAGAAGCUGUGAAGGUUGUGGAUAUUGUCGACACCUUCAGACUUCAGGAACAACCUCCAUUUGACAAGAAGCAGUUUAUCACAUACAUGAAAAGAUACAUAAAGCUUCUAACUCCCAAACUGGAUGAAGAGAAACAAGAGGUGUUUAAGAAGCACAUUCCAGAGGCAACCAAGUUCCUGCUGAGCAAGAUCAAUGACCUCCAAUUCUUUGUGGGGGAAGGCAUGCAUGAUGAUGCAGCUCUGGUUUUUGCAUACUACAAAGAAGGGGCGACUGAUCCUACAUUUAUCUAUAUUGCCUAUGGGUUGAAGGAAGUCAAGUGCUGAAGGAAUCCCAUCUUUUUCUGCUCGCAAUACUUCUCUUUUUCUUUUUUAUAUUCUAAGCUAAUUUACAUCAACUGUAUGCCCCCAAUCCCAAAAUACAAUAUACUAUAAUAUAAUAUAUGGCAUGCAUUAUUUUAUCA